UCUUUUGACAUUUGUGUUGAGGUGACGUGUGUAAUGUCAAUUUUCUGUCGAUUGUGAUUUUGGUUUUCGCCGAAUACAAUAUCCACAAAAAUAUGGAAUUAUUUAGGAUUUCAUCAGUUUUAUCAUUGUUCCUAUUGUUGGACUUGACUUCGGCUUUGUAUUUCCACAUAGCUGAAGGGGAAAGGAAAUGUUUCAUUGAAGAAAUACCCGAUGACACUUCAGUAAUAGUAAACUACAAGGUGGAGUUGUACGACCCCCGGUCGGGCGGGUUUAUGCCGUCGACUCCUGGCAUCGGCAUGCACGUGGAAGUGAGGGACAGCAACGACCGGGUGGUGCUGUCGCGCGUGUACUCGUCAGAAGGCAUGAUCUCUUUCACAUCAAAUGUCCCGGGAGAGCACGUCAUCUGCAUGUACUCCAAUAGCACGUCUUGGUUCAGUGGAUCACAGUUGAGAGUCCACUUGGACAUCCAAGUCGGUGAGCACGCGGUGGACUAUGCCAAUGUGGCACAAAAGGACAAGCUGACGGAGCUGCAGCUGAGGAUACGUCAGCUUCUGGACCAGGUGCACCAGAUCACUAAGGAGCAGAGCUACCAAAGGCAUCGUGAAGAACGUUUCAGACAAACUUCAGAAAGCACAAACCAGAGAGUCCUCUGGUGGAGUUUACUUCAGACCGGUGUGCUCGUUGGCAUUGGCUACUGGCAGAUGAGACAUCUCAAGAGUUUCUUCGAGGCUAAGAAAUUAGUGUAAACAAAACUUCAUUGUUUUACAUUGUAUUUUUCAUUUUCAGUUCACUUUUCUGUUCUAAGUAGUUUAAUACAAACAAUUUUUGAUAGUUUUGUUGUCCUGUUGUGUAUUGUGAAUGAUCUGUAUAUUUUUCAAUAAAACUAAAUUAUUCCACAAGUACAUUAUUUAUUCAAAUUGACACAGCAAAAGUUGUAAGUAAGUAAGAUUUUAUCUUAUUUUAAUAAUAAACAAAACAAAAAAACUAUAUACAUCUUUGUAUUCAAAAUUUCAGCGAAUUGCAGUCCUGCUGGACUUAUGACCUGCUUUUUUAUCCAACUAACUGUUUUUUGUGUGCAAUAAAGAUUUUAAAUAAAUAAAAAUAUAAGUAAUAUGGAAUGAAGCACAUCACAUUAAUAGUUUAUUGUAUUCUAUUU
This is a messenger RNA of Ostrinia furnacalis (Asian corn borer), 1156 nucleotides long. RefSeq names its product transmembrane p24 trafficking protein eclair (gene eca). The record is from RefSeq and is a predicted model, not a curated record. The transcript has 4 exons. The coding region runs from base 93 to 746 and encodes 217 amino acids. Lineage: Eukaryota; Metazoa; Arthropoda; Insecta; Lepidoptera; Crambidae.